Molecule: messenger RNA, 3302 nt
Organism: Pleuronectes platessa (European plaice)
Lineage: Eukaryota; Metazoa; Chordata; Actinopteri; Pleuronectiformes; Pleuronectidae
Gene: hnrnpm
Product: heterogeneous nuclear ribonucleoprotein M
Exons: 15
Coding region: 1263-3014 (583 amino acids)
Biological process (GO): alternative mRNA splicing, via spliceosome; regulation of mRNA stability involved in response to oxidative stress
Cellular component (GO): nucleus; post-mRNA release spliceosomal complex; cytoplasm
Molecular function (GO): mRNA binding
Source: RefSeq, a predicted model, not a curated record
GCGUUGCGGGGAUAUAGGUCCGUUAGCCGCCAUUUUCGUUAGCUGAUGUCGCAGGAGCGAUCGGUGCGGUCAUACAGUUAGCUCGCUCUUCUAUCUGCUACCAAUUCACGUUUGAAAACUCCAGACCUGUUCGCAUCGACGAAGUCCGUCUGAGAUCGUGUACUUUUAAUCUGUGUGAGUCGCUAAACAGAGGAAGAAGAUGUCGAACGAGCAGCAGGCCGAAAACACGACCGAGAAAGCGGGUCCACCGCAGGCACCGCAGCAGCAGCAGCAGGGAGAAGUGAAUGGGAAAGCCAAGCAUGAGGCCAAUGCAAGCAGGAAGGAGAGGCCCCAGAAGAGAGGUGGAGGUGGGCGCUACGAACCCUAUGGGAACGUGAACAAGAGAUACCGGGUCUUUGUCAGCAACAUCCCAUAUGAUGUCAAAUGGCAAGCCCUCAAAGACCUGAUGAAAGAAAAAGUGGGUGAGGUAACGUACGUGGAACACUUAAUGGACGCAGAAGGCAAAUCGAGGGUAAGUGCAAAUACAUACAAAAUAUGACUAAUGAAAGACAAACCUGUGUUUGUCAGCUUUGGUUUCUUUACUUUCAUUGUUGGGAAUUGUUCAGAUUCAGAAAGCUGGUGGAGUGUGUGAGAUGGUGAAAUCUCGGAGAUGUGUUUUAUGUGGUGUCGUCUGUGGCACUGUCUUGAGGCCACCCGGAGUUUGAUGUUAUUACAACAGGUCUUCAGCUUUCUUCGAAGGCAAUCCUGUGGGAUUGCAGUAGCUGACAAUGUCCCUUUGGUUGCUGGAUUUGCUUCAUAUGAACUAAAGGGGUCAAGAGGUUGUUACAAGGUGGUUAGAUUGUUGUUAAUGUAACUCAUUCUGUAGAACUGUUCUACUGGAAAAUACUCCUCCAAUAUCUUAGUAGUUGGGAAUCCUAUUUCACUGUGGAUUUUCUGCCCUUUGGAUGUUGGAAAAAUCACUUUAUAUUUGCCAGACUUCGCUGCAUUGUGUUAAAAGAAUUGGGGGAAAUGUGAGACUUUAAUGUAAUUUUAUUUGGAAGCACAGAGCUCUGGACAAGGCUGUAGGUAUUUGUGAUGAACUGUUGUGCAUGAAACUCUACUUUUGCUUAGUUUGUUUUACAAUUUAAUCUCUCAAUCUGUUCACCACCUCCUUCUUGUUUUUACUAAUUGUAAUUGUUCUUUACAACUUUUGGUGCGGCCUGUUCUUAAUUCUUCAAUCAACAAAGGGUUGUGCUGUUGUUGAGUUUAGGACUGAGGAGCUAAUGAAGAAAGCGGUGGAGAAAGUAAACAAGCACAACUUCAAUGGACGACCCCUAAAAGUGAAGGAGGACCCCGAUGGUGUGAUUACUCAGAGGGAAAUGAGCAAAGUUCAAGGUGCAGGACCUCCAGGAGGCCAUGGAGGAAUGGGUGGAAUGGGAGGAAUGGACCGCAUGGGAGGAAUGGACCGCAUGCACAUGGAUCGAAUGGGCCCUGGAUCAAAUGGUAUGGUCAACAUUCCUCCCAGCAUGAUGAACAACCCCAACAUCCCCAAUGAGGUCAUUCAUGGUCUCCAGGCUGGCAAGAUUGGCAGCACUGUCUUCGUUGCUAAUCUUGAUUACAAAGUGGGCUGGAAGAAGCUGAAGGAGGUGUUCAACAUGGCCGGCCUGGUGGUGAGGGCUGACAUUCUUGAGGACAAGGAUGGGAAAAGCAGAGGCAUGGGCACAGUGACCUUCGAGAUGCCCCUUGAAGCAGUCCAGGCUGUCUCUAUGUUCAAUGGGCAGCUGCUGUUCAACAGGGUCAUGCAUGUCAAACUGGAUGAGAAGUCCCUGCCCAAAGAUUUUGGACCACCUGAACGAGGUUCUUCUCUUCCCCGUGGUCUCAGUGGUAUCGGUUUGGGUCUGGGGCCUGGUGGCCAGCCCAUUGAUGCUACUCAACUCAACAGAGGAGGAGGUGGCGGCGGCGGCAACGGAGCAAUGGGCAACAUGGGCCCUGGAGGAAUGGACGGAAUGGGCUUUGGCAACGUGGGAGGUCGUAUGGGAGGAGGAGGUGGAGGUGGUGGAAUGGAAAAUUUUGGUGGCAUGAACAACAUGGAUCGUUUUGCCUCCUCAGGGAUGGGUCGAAUGAACGAGAUGGACCGUGGGAUUGGUGGUGCUUUUGACAGGGAGUUUGGGCGGAAUGAAAUGGGAAUGUCUCGCAAUAAUUAUGGAGAAUCCUUUGAAAGAGGAAUGGGUAACUCUAUGGGUAUGGACCGCAUGAGCUCUGGAAUGGAUCGGCUGGGAACCAGCAUGGACCGCAUGGCAGGGAUGGACCGCAUGGGCAUGGAAAGGAUGGAACGUGGGGCUGACCUGGACAGGCUGGGUUCUGGUUUCGAUCGAAUGGGCUCUGGGAUGGACCGGCUGGGGCCCAGUAUGGACAGGCUUGCACCUGGCCUUGACCGUAUGAGCUCCAGCAUGGACCGCAUCGGCUCAGCAGGGUUUGAUCGCUUGGGCCCGUCUAAUAUGGAUCGCAUGGGUUCUGGCCUGGACUUUGGCGCUCCAAUGAAUAUGGAACGCAUGGGCAACACUGGCAUUGACAGGAUGCCCACUAGCUUUGACCGCAUGGGCUCUGCUGGAGGAAUAGACCGCUUCUCCUCGGGUGGCCUGGACCGCAUGACUUCUGGAAUGGAUCGUAUGGGAUCCGCAGGUGCUGGCGGCCAGUUUGACCGUCCUGCUGACCUGGAUCGUGGAUUCGGUGGCAAUUCCUUUGGAGGAGCUGGAGCUGGAGGAGCUGGAGCUGGUGGAGGCAAUAUCAGGAAGGGAUGCCAAAUCUUUGUCAGAAAUCUGCCAUUUGACUUCACCUGGAAGAUGCUGAAAGAUACCUUCAAUACAUGUGGCAUGGUCCAGUAUGCUGAUAUCAAGAUGGAGAAUGGCAAGUCCAAGGGCUGUGGUGUGGUCCGCUUUGACAACCCCGAAACUGCUGAGCGUGCCUGCCGAACCAUGAAUGGCUACCGGCUGAACGGAAGGGAGAUCGAUGUUAGGAUUGAUAGGAAUGCAUAAGUUAAUAGUCUGGGUCACUUCUGACAUUUCAAGUAGUCAUUCAUGUCUAAAAACGUAUCAUCUGAAUCGCCCAUGAACUUUAUAUAAACACACGGUUUGUUUAGAUAUAUCUAACUUCAAAUGUUUUAGUUAAAAAUUUGUAGCGGUGAAUGUGUUUUAGUUCUUAAAUUUUACUUUACUUUAUUUUUUAUAGUGACCAAACUUUUAAUUUUUUUUUCUGUAAUGUUUCAACUUGUCAUUGCCUUUGUGCUAUAAGGUGUUUUGAUAAAUAAACCUCAAUAUUUGAAA